AUGGCGACACGAGUCACCCUUGAGGGUGCGAAACGUGCUGCGGCCUUCGCUGCCGGUGAACGUCACGUCUUCAGCGGCUGUCGAUUGGGUGUUGGUUCAGGCUCAACGGCCAAGUAUUUGGUGGAAUUCUUGGAGGAUCGAAUAAAAACCGGUAAGCUGAAAGAUAUCGUGUGUGUGCCGACAUCAUUCCUAACACGUAAGUGGCUGUUGGAUGCUGGCAUCAGUGUGACAAAUCUUGAGCAAAACCCCGAACUGGACGUUUGCAUAGAUGGUGCGGAUGAGGUGGAUGUCAACUUGAAUCUCAUCAAAGGUUGGUGGCCUCUUUAG
This is a messenger RNA of Anisakis simplex (herring worm), 327 nucleotides long. The record is from the annotation of a GenBank genome assembly. NCBI's taxonomy places the organism in Eukaryota, Metazoa, Nematoda, Chromadorea, Rhabditida, Anisakidae.